Messenger RNA from Punctularia strigosozonata HHB-11173 SS5, 1821 nucleotides. RefSeq lists its product as uncharacterized. NCBI's taxonomy places the organism in Eukaryota, Fungi, Basidiomycota, Agaricomycetes, Corticiales, Punctulariaceae. The coding region runs from base 1 to 1821 and encodes 606 amino acids. The record is from RefSeq and is a predicted model, not a curated record. The transcript is spliced from 6 exons.
AUGCCAAAGGUCAAUACUACCAUUGACGACACCAGUCCGCUCAUCCAGUAUGGAAAUGGGUGGAUAGACGAAGGGGACGGCAUACACGACAACUUCAACGGAACGAUAACCUUCUGCACAGCGGCUGGCACUUCGUUAUCGUUCUCAUUCAAUGGCACCGGCGUCUGGAUAUUCGGGCCAAAACGCUCUGAUCACGGGUAUUAUACCGUGAUGCUCGACGAUGGGCCCAAUACUACGUUCUCCGGCUUUGCGCCUGAACCAGGGCUUGACCAUUUUCCACUUUUCAACGGAACGGACUUGCUUCCCGGUUCCCAUACGAUCACCCUGACGAAUACAUGCAGCGAUUCCAACAAGACAUUUCUGGGCGUGGACUUUAUUACCUGGGAGAGUGAACAAGGCGCUACCGAUGCGCCAGUAACGAACACGACGAUCGAUGACAAGGAGCUAUCAUUUGUAUAUGAGCCAGCCGCUGCGUGGUCUGUCGUUGACGAUGCUUCGACCGGAUUUUCGGGCCAUCGAACUAUCGCAGACGCCUCUUCCACGCUCACAUUUAACGGUAACGGAGUGACGAUCUAUGGCGGUGUCGGUGCUGGUGCUGGUCUGUAUACCGUGCAAGUGGAUGGAGGGCCCGUGUCCCAUUACAAUGCUUCAAGGACAAGUACCAACGACACCAUUCUUUUCUUUACCAAUAGCCUCGAUGAUGGCAAACAUGUCGUUCAGCUCGUGAACGACCCAGGAACGAGCGGAACGAGCCUGAGCGUCGACUUCGCGAUCGUUUCUACCACUACGGGCCAAAAUGCCACACUUGGAACAGGUCCGUCACCUCCAAAACCUCGCUUCGGCAACGGUGUGCUCGCUGCCAUAGCCAUCUGCGUGUCAAUGGCCGUCGCCGGUAUCUUCGGGUUUGGCUUCUACUUCUGGUAUCGGAGACGGAAAGCCAAGCGACGCUUUCAACCAGUGGACCUUAUCGGCUCACCAGUGGUUCCUCCGACCCACCCUCCUCCUCUGGUCAGUACGCAAGGAGGAUGGAAGCCGCAGAUCGAGGAUACAGUCGUUCGCCCGUACAUCCUGGAUAUCCCUGUCGAUCCAUCACAUCAGUCAUUCAGCGACGGUCACGGCGGACAAAUGGUGGAAGUGCGGUCGCCUAAGCCUGCCUAUAUACGGACGUCUGUGGCAUCACCGCGACAAUGGGACCCGCACGCCGUGCCCCAACCUACUGGUCCGAUACGUGGCCGCGAAAGCUUCGCGGGACCUCAGUCGGCCACAUCCAACCGGAGUUUCCUUCCAGAAAGGGCUCGAGAUGCAGAGACGGUCAUGAUCGGACCUCCGUCAGAUAUAUAUUCCAAGAGAAGCUAUGGAUCAGCCGGAUCCUUAGGCACUUCAGAGAGCGUGAACAGUACUGCGUCCUUGCUGCGGACCACUAGGGAACUUCAAUAUCCCUCCAUAGCACGUCUCUCCGUAACAGCGGAACUCCCUGAACCUCGUUCUCCUGCUAACACCAGGCCACCUCCCACUCCAUCGAGAUUCUCGAUUGCCAACCCUGAUAUAUCUCCCAUCGACCAUGAACCAACAGCCGUCGUUUCAUCUCGAGCACCCGUAAGCACCAGCAAAUCUCCUCUACCCAACCCCCAUGUGCGGUCUGGAGAUUCGCGAAGGUCGAAAGCCCUGCCGCUCCCGCCGAUUAUGAUCGACCGUAGACCUGACGCAGACGCAAUGACGUCCGCCACCGCUCUUUCGGAUCAUCAGCGUACGCAUGCAGACCAUGAGGGCGAUGUAUCGCCGCAGCCAACCUUGCCGCCAAAUUACUAUGAGGAAACGUAG